AACAACAGUUCAUCGAUAGCUUGAUCAAUUCACCAAUCCAAGCCGCAGAACAACAGUUCAUUGAUAGCUUUAUCAAUUCGUCAAUCCAAAUCGAAGAACAGCAGCUUACCGAUAACUUGAUUAAUUCGUCAAUCCAUACUGAAGAACAACAGCUUAUAGAUAGCUUGAUUAAUUCGUCAAUCCAAACAGAAGAACAGAUUAUUAAUAACUUAAUCAAUUCAUCAAUUCAAAUCGAAGAACAAUUGCUCAUUGAUUCCUUAACUAAUAUUAACGACAUUCAUUUAACGACUAUCCAACUCGGAAUAUCUAAUCUAGAAUACCUAAUAAACACAGAAAAUUCCUCCAGUUUUUUAGAUGAUUCAUCAACACCACUAUAUUUCAAUAAUUCUUAUUAUUUCUAA
Messenger RNA from Acaulospora morrowiae, 401 nucleotides. NCBI's taxonomy places the organism in Eukaryota, Fungi, Glomeromycota, Glomeromycetes, Diversisporales, Acaulosporaceae. The record is from the annotation of a GenBank genome assembly.